This is a messenger RNA of Porites evermanni, 8712 nucleotides long. The record is from the annotation of a GenBank genome assembly. Lineage: Eukaryota; Metazoa; Cnidaria; Anthozoa; Scleractinia; Poritidae.
AUGGAAGACGCUUCAAAUAAAAAUCCAAGACAGACAGUAGGGUUUAUUUCAUUGUUAACUUUCUCCUGGCUGGGUGAUAUUCUCAAACUGGGCAGUAAGCAUCCUCUGCAGGAGAAGCACUUGAUUCCACUGGAACGUUCAUUUCAGGCGAAGGACCUUGUUGAUUUCUUGGAGAGAGAGUGGUUAGCAGAAGUGCGAUGGUCCCAACAAAAACGAACAAAGCCUCGCCUUUGGAGAGCCAUGCUGAGGAUAAUUCCUUACAGAGAAUACAUUAUUUUGGCGCUCUUGAGAAUAUUUUAUUCACUAUCAAUGAAUCUCCUCCCUUUGAUGGUUUGGCUUUUCUUGAAAAGCAUUUCUUCAGGUAGCAGUGAAAUAAGUUACGCAUCCUGCCUGCCUUUGGUGGUCUGUAUUUCUGUGACCUCAGUUGCACGAAAUAUGUUUGGAAUGCACGGAGUAUUCAAGGGAGAAAUGUGUUCAAUUAGAUUCAAAGUGGCUGUGGUUGGACUGGUUUACAAAAAGGUAUUUAUAUUUAUGAAAUAUGACUAAAAACAAUUACUGGGGUUAGUCUUAAAACAACUAAGGAAAUACUCGUGGGAUUCUUUACAAAGUUUUGGAAAAUCAAAGGAACGUAAGAUCAGUAUUUUCUUUUAUUAAAUUGACACUAUUGCUUUUAACAGGCUAGGGUCGGUGUACGGUUGUUGCUUUCACACAAAUGUACAUCACAGAGACACGCCAUAGGGUCAUGUGCUCGCUAGAAUGUACUCAGAGCAGUUAUUACCGUCUGUAUGAAAUGUUCCAAAAGCGAAGAAAAUCAGUGGCAUUGACGAUUCUAUAUUAGCAGUCGAAAAUCCGUUAACGGGUUUCUCUGAAGAAGAUUCAACCUGUCCUUCAGAAUUCAAGAAUUUAUUGGAAAAGAUGGUUGUAUAUAUCACUUCUGUCUAACGUGAAGUAUCAAGAUACGGAAGGGUACGUAAUAGCCUGCGGACACAGAUGCGAUAUUUCCGGUCGUCGCUUCUCCGAUCCUCUCCACCCGAAAAGUAGCUCUCGGGUGGAGAGAAGCGACGACCGCAAAUACGUCUGUGUCCGCUGGCUAGGUAAGUAACAGAGUGUUUCUAUUUCUUUUGUUUUCCUUUUUUUAGAUUCUUUCUGUUAACAGAUGUGUCUUAGAAGAUAGUGUUUCGGAAAACACCAUUAAUCUUGUUUCCAACGACGCCCAAGUCAUUGAGAAAUCUGGACGACAUGUUUUCAAUGCGUCAUUUGCAAUCCUGGAUGUAACACUCGCUUUGAUUCUUCUGUGGUACUUAGUAGCCUGGCAAGCACUGAUAGGAGUUUUCAUCUUCGUAUUAGUCAUUGUCUAUGAUACCCUGGCAGCUCAUAAAUCCGGACGGCUUCGCGCUAAAGCUUCCGCACAAACCGAUAGAAGAUUGGAGAUAAUAAAAGAGAUUGUUUCUGGAAUCCGUUUGGUGAAAAUGUACGCUUGGGAGGGGAACUUCAGGGAACUGGUUGCACAAUUGAGACGGUAAGUAGUUUCUGUUAGUUUAUUGUUUAACUGACAAGAAUCAGUCGAACUUUAUUAGUUUGAAGUCCAGACGUAUGAACAACUUGCACUAAAGAGGAGCUUAUGACAUGCACUGACUGCAUACCAGAGGAGCUCUGCUGCAGAGGCCACAUCCUAGUCACCUUGACACUAUGGGUCGGUUAUUGCUCCCGCAGGGUUCCGACCCAGAGGCCGGAACCCGAGGAGGCACCCUAGAUUCCCCCACGUAAAGAAGUAUCGUUUUUUCGUUGUAUUGCCGGGUAAUAUGCGAAAUCUUCUCGAUUUGAAGAAACUAAUCGGGCAAGUUGAUUUCGGUUAAUUUUUCAGCAUGCGCGAAAGGCGGUCUUGGGUAAUUCUGGUUCAGCAAGCGCGCAACGUAGUAUUGGGAAAUUCUGGAAACACGUCGUUGACUGGUCAGCAUUAGAUUCCAUCCUCUAGAACUACCUUCCCCUAUAACCUACACUCACAUGAAAUUUCUUAGUCUCUUCAAAUUUCUAAUCUUCUUAUAUUUUUCUAACUCAAAAUCUCUUCAAUUAAUUUAAAAAAAAAGGGAGAUUAAUUAAAUAUGGCAAAAACGGGAUUCGAACCCGAGGUCCUAGGAACUAAAAUCCAUCGCCAAUACCACUACACCACAGUGGAUUCGACUGCAAUUUAUACUUUCGUUUUACAUAUUUAUUAUAGUGACAAACCCAACAGUAAACUUAUGAAAGCUAAUCAUUUUGAACUACUGCUAGUUUAAACGAAGUCUUACUUGAGCCGCCGUUUAACAAAUCUUUGGACCCAGCCCACAUCACUUCCUUAAUAGUGAAUUAUAUUAUGAAAAUAAAUGUUUUUCUAGUCCACUCUAUAUGCUUUCACAACCGUUUCAUAAAAUAUUGAGCAAACUGAAAAUGGCCUAGAAUUUCUUUCAAGCCUCUCCCUAUUGGCUAUGCCGCGCCUGAGCUAGACCAUAUGAAGGAACACAGAGCAGGGGUUGAGCAGGGCAGCAAGUAAAUAUCUUCCUAUAAGCCAGCUUACAACAACGCCUUGGCCUUUUUAGUGCGAAAAAAAAACCAAAAGUUUUAAGUGGAUUAUCUGUAUCAUUCUUUAACUCAGGUAUAGUCAGUGCAUCAGUGCAAGAGAAUUACAGCAGUUUUAAUGAAAUUUUUCGUACGCGAGAGCGCCGUGCGCUAGAAAUUUUAAAAGAAAUGUUGACGCUCUGAAUGAUUGAAAUCUUAUGAACAAUUUAUAAUACUAUUUCGCAGAAAAGAAAUGUCUCUGAUAAGUGUCCGUGGGUUUUUGGCCUCCACUAUCUACGCUCUGUUCUUCAUCAGCCACACCAUCGCAGGGUUUCUAUCAGUUACAACACUGGUUUUCACUGAACACAGCCUUACAUCUUUCACAGUGUUCACACUAUUUUCAGUUAUAGCGAAUAUCAAGUUUGUUGUAACAGUCUUUAUUGGAGAUAGCCUAAUAUGGAUUGCAGAGUCAAUGAUUGCAUGCAGAAGAAUGCAGAGAUUGUUAGAAACGAAACCAGUCAUGGAAUCUUCAAUGAGCAAACGAGAGAAUAUUUCUCCUUUAAAAGUUUAUUUUAAAGGCUGGAGGUAUACACCACCCUUAGUUAGAACAGAGAGUUUCAAACCAGGGAAACCAGCUUUGAUGAGUCUUCAAAAGAUUAAGGACGUCCAAGCUGUUCAACCGCAGGCCAUGUUAGAAAACAUUUCCAGUUUUUGGAACUAUACUUCAGAUCGCCCAGCAUUACAAAACGUUUCAUUGCAAGCUUCUAGUGGCCAACUAAUAGGUAUAACUGGACCAGUAGGGAGUGGCAAAACAUCUUUACUGAUGACCAUCCUGGGAGAACUUCCAAUAUCAUCUGGUCAAAUGUCUUGUAUUGGAAAAAUGGCUUACGUAUCCCAAACGCCUUGGGUCUAUUCUGGCACGCUGAGAGAGAAUGUAGUCUUUGGUAUGCCUUUCGUCGAAGAAAAGUUUAAUAAGAUCAUCGAGGUGUGCGACCUAGGAAAAGAUCUAUCACGAUUUCCAAAACGUGAUCUCACGGAGAUAGGGCAACGUGGAGUAAUCCUGAGUGGCGGUCAGCGUGCACGAGUGAGUCUGGCACGUGCAAUUUACUCAGAUGCUGAUAUCUACUUACUAGAUGAUCCUCUCAGUGCAGUGGAUGCCAAAGUCGGCAAACAUUUGUUUGAAAAAUGUAUUGACGGAUUUCUAGCUGGGAGGGUGCGUAUUUUGGUGACACACCAAUCACAGUUCCUCCAACAUACAGACAACGUUGUAGUACUCCACAAUGGUUCCGUAGAGUACCAAGGUACCUUUAGUCACAUGGAAAAAGAAACAAUGGGAAAGUUUUCUAUUGUUUCUCAAAGAAGUCAAGAGACUGAUAUAGAUGAUCAUGCAAACGUGGUUGGUGAAGAUGAAGCUGUCAAGAGCGUCAAUAUUGUCCAUAAACUUGGAGAGAGAGUGGAUCUAAAAGAAGAGGAAGAGGACCGAAUGGUUGGGACUGUAAAAUGGCAAUUGUAUUGGAAGUACUUUAGAGCCUCCCUUUCAACUCGUCAAAUUUUUAGCCUUGCCUGCUUCUUCGUCGUUGUCCAAGGUAUUUAUAACUACAAAAUUAAUAGGACAGUUUAAUAGGACAGUAAGUGUCAUGCGCUUUGGGUGCUGUAAUAAGACAGUUGAACUUCAAUGGGUUUUUUUGUUUGUUUGUUUCGUUUACUUCUAGAAAAAACUCAAGGGUAUCUUGUGCUUGUCUCUGAUUUUGAUUUUGUUAUGAUUCAAUGGUAAGAGGUUUUCUUGUCCUCGUAUUCGGUCUGCAAUCAUACUCGUAAUCAAACACCUAGAGUCUUGCUACGCGGUCGUUCCUUUAAUCUCUGGUGCAAUUACAGGUCGAACUGGACUCCGCUAAGUCAUAUUAUUAUACAUUGAACUCACUAUCUCUUUUCUGAUUGGCCGAAAUCGUACACUGAAUUUUCGAAAUCAGCGCCUGGGACGUCAUCUAGCUGCAGAUUAUACAAUAAUCAAGUCAAGGACACUCAAGGUCACGGGUAAUCAUGAUUUCUAUAUGAUUUCUAAGGUUAAUCAUGUCAAGUUCGCGCGCUUUGUGUUGCUUGCCGUCAGUGAAGAAGCAAAAACAUGACUUCCAGGUUUUCUUCGUUGACCUAGCAAGACAUCGAGAAAGUAGUUGAAGACAAGGACUCACAAAAAUCGCUGGUUGCUGAUUACGUGAAAGAGAAAAAACUGAGAGAACCUGAGGAAAAGAAAGAGUUAGCACAAACUUUGAAAACAUGUUAUGUCGAAGCGCGAAAGAAAGGAUUCGUUCAAUGUAUAAGAAAACAAUUAUUAGAUUCGGUUUUUGUGAUAUUCUGAAUAAUUAAGGUAUCGGUAAGGGUUAUCAGCCUCAGCCUUCGGCUUCGGCUGAUAACCCCUACCUCGACCUUAAUUAUUCUGGAUAUCACAAAAACCUCAUCGAGUAAUUGUUUAUUAAAAUUAUACACUUCAUGUCUUUAUCUCUCCUUUUAUGACUUAGGAAACUGUUGCUUACUAGGUUCAGGGGUGUGUGUUGAGUUUGUGUUUUUCCAAUUUUACCGCCUUCUGUAACGCCACUUUCCUCCAUGCUAUGAUCUCGAGCUGAUCACGAGGGGAAUAUAGUUACUCAAAUUUAUCACGAUAAAGGUACAUUUUAUUUUAGUCAAGGCCACCUGACUAAGAAUCAACCAAUGGCUGUCCCUGUUUAGUUGAGUGAAAGUCUAGGGAUAUAACAGUUUACCUGAGUAAAUCACUUCUCAUAAACUAACAAUGACUAGACACCACUGGAUCAAAUACACAAUUUGUUUGUUUGUUUGUUUGUUUUUGUUGUUGUUUCAGUUUUAUGGAUCGCUCCGUAUUGGUGGGUUUCACGAAUGAUCGACAUGCCAAAAGAAAAACAGAAGGACUUUACAACGCUCCUGGUGUAUGGAUCCAUUGUCACAUUGUCCUUGGUGUUUACAAUUGUAUCCUCGUUUUGCUUUUAUCUGACAGCUUUAAAGGCAUCAGAAAAUCUUCAUAACAAGAUGACUAAAGCGGUUAUUGAAGCACCAGUCAUCUUCUUUGACACAAACCCGGUUGGUCGUAUCUUAAAUCGCUUCUCUAAAGACAUUGGUAGUAUGGACAUUAUGCUUCCACCACAAUUUCUCCUCGCAGUGCUAUGUUGUCUUUAUUUUUGCAGUGCCACCAUCCUGUCUGCUGUGGUAAACGUGUGGUUAUUCAUCAUUUGUGUUCCACUGACCAUUUUGUUUAUCUACCUUGCAAAGUAUUAUUUGAAAUCCUCUCGGGAAAUCAGACGGCUGGAGGCAGUGACUUCUAGCCCUGUUUAUUCACUCAUUGCCGAUACCAUAGCAGGAUCCGAAGUAAUUCGCUCAUCGAAGAUGGAAGAUGAUCUCCUGCAGAAAUUUUUCAAGUAUGUAACUUAAUUUGCUCCUGAAUGAUUUGCUCCUGAACGGCGUUCGGUAUGUUAUGCUGACGAAUAUGGGUAUAACUUUAAUUCUUAAUUUUCAUUUUUGUAAGCGUGUCGACCAGUUAAAACAAUUGUUCUAGGUGUACAUAGUAUUUGAAAUGACUAUAGUUUAACUUUUCCUAAAGUAUGAUUAACUUACCGUAGACCAGCAGGCGGGUAUGUUUCUAUUAAACACUCAGUGAUUCAUAAGAACUGGCAAUAAAAGAAAAAAGAGAAGAACACAUUCCUUCUGUGUCAAUUAUUUUAGGUACCAAGACAAAAACACAUCAGCCUUAAUAAUGCUACUGGCAUCAACACGCUGGCUUGGGCUCCGUGGAGAUUCAAUAAGCAACGUUCUGGUGACGUCCGUUUCAGUUGGAGCCAUGUUAGCGACACAAAGCCCAGGUGGGUAUCUUUAUCGUCCUCGAGAAUAAGCUACUUUAUUUGAAAAGGUUUUUUUUUUCAGCAUCUAGUUAUCCCUAAAAUGAUAGUUAAUUUGUUUUUUAAAAUGAUCUCAAGCCCUUUUUUCCACAAUGAAACCAAGACGAAUGCCUGGCGGUGCCUCAUUCUGGAAAAUCGGCUAACUUGGUGUCAGAAACAAAGAGUCGUUUUCUAUAAGCCAAGAUGCGCCAAUAUUGAAUGCGUUUGUAACAGAAACAACGACAAAUAUAUUAAAAGUAUAUAGAGCGACAGUAUCAAGCCAAAUAAAGAUUUUCCUAAGGUUGACGUAGUCUCCGCCUGGUAAUAUGAAAUGAAAAAGAGAGCGAAAAAAGCAUUGAAUUGUGAGACCAGUGAACUCAUGUUUCACAGUCCACCAGUAUAUUUUUAACAGAGAUGUCGUACUAUAAGACGCGCGUCAGAGGUUCCCUUAAGUUUUUAUACCCCAUUGAUACAGGAAAGUGAUAGGAAAACUUAGUCGUGACACUGGAGGUAGAACCAUUUUCAGGAUCACGGAUCCCAACAAGUUCCUCAAGGGAUAAACUUUCUGAGGGUUAAUAUUUCACUAAGUCUGUAUGUCCGUCAUAAUUAAAAGGAUAACCACUGGAUUCUGAUGCUUCAUGAACUAAAGCGGCUAAGCCUUCGUUUGCUUUCCUAUCAGCUGUAAUAGGUACAUAUUUUGUCUUUCCUCUUAACCCGUUCUUCCGAUUAAGUGUUACUCUGUCUGGUCGGCUACUAAUUCUCGGAAAGUAGAAGAAAACGUUUGUGUUUGUUUGCAGCGCUGGCUGGCAUGUCUCUGACAUUCGCACUGGAGACGUUAGAGGCUGCACAGUUUGGCAUUUACGUCGCUUCGGAGACAGAAAAUCACAUGACAUCAGUGGAAAGAGUAUUUACCUACACGGAAAUCGAUCCAGAGCCUGGGUAUUGCACAGAAACCCAACCUGCUCCUGAAGACUGGCCAACAGCGGGCUCCAUGGCAUUACAUGACUUGUCGCUUACAUAUUUAGAAGGUGCUCCCGCAAUUUUGAACGGCAUAAACGUUUGCUUCGCAGCUCAGGAAAAAGUUGGAGUAGUAGGUCGCACUGGAGCUGGAAAAUCGUCUUUGGUGGCUGCUUUGUUCCGAAUGCCAGAGCCAGAAGGCAGGGUAAGAAUAGUCUUCUUCUUGUCUUUUUGUUACGAUCUAUCGCGAUGUUAUAGUUGGCAGCAACAUGUUUUGGUGUUGCUGGAAGCUCUUGACAACGCUUAAAAAAGACCAAACUUUUGAGUCAAAAAGUCUCGACAUUUAUGUUUCGAGCUGGGUGUUCGUUUUCAAAGCUUUCCCAGCCAUUCUCGUCCCAAGAGCCCUGAUCCUUUUGGCCAGUGCCCGGCACGGAUCUAGAGCUCUUGCUGGGACCAGGAUAACACGCCGGCGCAGUAGUCUCACACUUUUGUAACCGUUGGUAACCCUUUUCACUUCAAAGUUUUGAUGCUGCACGGAAAGUCUGAAGCCCUUGAUUUGGGGAGUUCCGGCAUCUACUGUAGCUUUCGAUCUGCUGCGUUCAUCAUAAGGAUCAAAGCCUUUGGGACGAGAAUGUUGUGCACUCGACUGCGCAUUAAUUGUCGUAUCGUUAGUAGUGUAAGUGUAGUUUUAUCCCAAAAUGCGCAUGCGUGCGAGAAUUAUGUAUAGUAAAUGCCAGAAAAAUAAAAAGCUGGUUGAAAUGCAUUACAUUUGCUUUCACAGGUGAUCAUAGACAAUGUCAACAUCAAAGAUCUCAAUCUGCAGGCGGCUCGCAGGUCCAUGGCUGUUAUAACUCAGGAUCCUGUCCUCUUCAGCGGCAGCCUCAGAAGGAACCUAGAUCCAUUCUCUUUGUACGAAGAUCAUGACAUGUGGAGUGCCUUGGAAGAAGUACAGUUGAAGACCCUGGUGCGAGAUUUACCUGAACAACUAGAGUACAAGUUGAAAGAAUCUGGGACCAAUUUCAGUGUUGGCGAGCGUCAACUGGUCUGUUUAGCGCGUGCGCUGUUACAGAAAAGCAAGAUUAUAAUAUUGGAUGAAGCCACUGCUAAUGUGGAUUACAAAACAGAUCGUCUGAUUCAAGAAGUUAUACGCAACAGAUUUCAAGAUUCUACAGUGAUUACCAUCGCCCAUCGCUUGAACACCAUCAUGGACUAUGACAAAGUCUUGGUCAUGGAUCGGGGAAGAGUGGUGGAGUUUGAUAAACCUGACGUCCUGCUACAGAUUAAAAAUGGUCAUUUCUCUCGCCUUGUUCAGACUUACGAAAGGACUGCAGAUCACUGA